GACCAUUCAUUUUAGCAUUCUGAAGAUUCUCCUGUUUUUCUUUCGUUCCGUUGAUAAUUAGACUUCUCUUUGUUUAGGUAAGUCUUUGAACAAUUCUACUUUAGGUUGGCGAUUAAGCUUUAAUCGAUUCAGUGAUUUUAGCUAUUCGAUUUGUAUGAAUGUUGUGAAUGAAUUCUUUGUCUUGUACUGAUUGAUUGUUCUGAAUUUCUUAUGAUACAGUUGCUAAUCGAAGAUGUCAGGACGUGGUAAGGGAGGCAAGGGUUUGGGAAAGGGAGGAGCAAAGCGUCAUCGUAAGGUGCUCCGAGAUAACAUUCAGGGAAUUACCAAGCCGGCGAUUCGGCGUCUGGCUCGUAGAGGAGGCGUGAAGCGUAUCAGCGGUCUGAUCUACGAAGAGACCCGUGGAGUCCUCAAGAUCUUCUUGGAGAAUGUGAUCAGAGAUGCCGUCACCUACACUGAGCACGCUCGCCGGAAGACGGUCACCGCCAUGGAUGUGGUGUAUGCUCUCAAGAGGCAAGGCCGUACCCUCUACGGGUUCGGCGAUCCUCUCGAUAAGGACAUGGAUUUCGAUUCUGCAGCAUCCGCUCUUAGUGUCCAUUCUAUCAAAAAAGAAAAGGACAAAAGAAAAAGAAAUGGAUCGAAUACUCCCCUUGCUGUGGAUGGGCUCGACGUUUUGAGCUGCCUUUUUGCGAGUUUUGAAGUUCGUAAUUUGCCGAAUAUGAAUCAAGGAGGCACAACUCAUACUCUUUCUGCCCUGGAUUCCAAUUCGCUUGAGAAGCACCCUAUUGCUGAUCCAAGUCAAGCUAAUGUGUCUUCAUACUAUGCCCAAAUUAGCUCUGCACCGACUCGGACCACCUAUGGGGCAAUUAAUUAUUCCAUUGAAAAUGGGAGUGCUUCCAGUUCUACAUAUCAUCAUGGUCAACAAGCAGAAUUAAUAUCGAGGAACGUCCAAGAUGGUUUAAAUGCGCCACCUGUUGCCUCCACUUCAACUUCCGGUGUAGUAAAUGCGCCCCAAGAUUAUAGUAGCUAUUCAGCCUAUCAGAAUACAGAUCCAUAUGGAUAUGGCAAUACAGGAUACACACCUCAGUACAAUGGUUACCAGCAGCCAACUAGCCAAUCAUAUCAGCCGCCAGUAGGAGCAUACCAAAACUCAGGUGCUCCUUAUCAGCCUCUUUCCUCAUUUCAGAAUACAGGGUCUUAUGCUGGGCCUGCAAGUUAUUCAGGCACUUACUACAAUCCUGCUGAUUAUCAGACGUCUGGAGGUUACCAGAAUGGUGCUUACAGUAACCAGACAAACUAUUGGCAGGAGGGUCAGUACACAAGUUACACCCCCCAGCAAUAUCCGAACUACUCGCAGGAUCCAACUACUUUGUACAGUUCAACAACUAGUACGGAAACUUCUCAGUAUGCGGAACACUAUAAGCAGUGGGCUGAUUAUUACAAUGCACAAACUGAAGUCAGCUGUGCUCCUGGCACAGAAAAUGUUUCUGUUCCUGUGACAUCUAGUCUUAGUUGUUCCGUUCCUGCUGUAAAUGGUGGAUAUCCAGCUUCACAGAGUCAGCAAACUUCUGCACCACCUCCUGCUCCCUAUGUUCCCUCUUGGAGGCCAGAGUCAACUACGUCUGAAUUCCAUGGGACACAGCCUGCUGCAGCCGGUACUGGUAACCAAGAUGGCUACUGGAAUCUUGGGAUUCAUAAUCAAAAUUCUGGUGCAGUGCAACAGCAUGCACAGACACCUCUAGACACAAGUUCCCCAUAUGGAGCUUUCCAGAAUCAACAGACGUCUGUGGCACAUACUUAUGGAGCUUCACAUCAGGUUCCUCAAAGUUAUCAAUCAUCUUCACCAUCUGUUUCACAAACUGUUCCACAGGUUGAUCCCCGAAGGGUAACCAGCAAAUUGCAGAUUCCAACAAAUCCUAGAAUCGCUUCAAAUCUGGGUUUAAGUUUGUCAAAAGCAGACAAGGAAAACCCUGUAAGUGGCAUAGCUUCAAAGCCAGCCUAUGUCAGUGUUUCACUUACGAAGCCAAAUGAGAAAGUGCAAGCUGAAGAUACUAUAGCUGAUUCCAAUUUGAAGCCUGAUUUGUUUCCAAAGUCACUCCGGGGUUACGUGGAGAGAGCUUUGGCUCGCUGCAAAGGUGAUGCCCAAAUGGCAGCUUCUCAAGCUGUCAUGAAAGAGAUUAUCAAAAAGGCAACUGCUGAUGGUACUCUACACACUCGAGACUGGGAUACUGAGCCUCUUUUCCCUCUGCCAAAUGCAGAUACACCUAAUCAGGGCGUUCUGCCGUUCUCAAGCCCUGCUGCUUCUUUGCUAAAGAGCAGAAGAAGCCCCAGUCGACGAUCCAAAAGUAGGUGGGAACCUGUGUCAGAGGAGAAGCCAGCUGAUAAGCCCACCUCUGUUUCCCGUGAACCUUCAAAAUAUGGUGAAUGGAACAAACAGUUUACUGGCGGAAAAUUUGAGCAUAAGGUUGAUCGUUGGAAUAACUCAAAGUUUGCUUCACCAGACCAAAAGAGCUCCAAUAAAAGUGCCCCAAGGGCAGCUAAGAGGCAGCGCAUACUCGAUAGCCACAAUGCGGUUGAUAAUGGUGACGCUUCCAGUGAGAGUGACAAGGAACAAUCUUUAACGGCAUAUUAUUCCGCUGCAGUAGCACUUAGUGAUUCACCGGAAGAAAGAAAGCGACGUGAAAGUCGCUCGAAACGUUUUGAAAAAGGAAACAGUAAUCGGGCUGAAUAUAGUCAAUUAAGGCCCAAAAAUGCUGGGGCUAGGAGUUUGUAUAGUAGACGAGCUAGUGCGUCGGUGCUUACCAAAAGCUUCGAAGAGAGUAAUACCAAGGCUGUUGAAGAUAUAGAUUGGGAUGCUUUGACUGUCAAAGGGACCUGUCAGGAAAUUGAGAAACGUUACUUGCGCCUUACUUCAGCACCUGAUCCUGCCACGGUAAGACCUGAGGAAGUGUUGGAAAAAGCUCUCCUUAUGGUUAAGAGUUCUGAGAAGAAUUAUCUAUACAAGUGUGAUCAGUUAAAAUCUAUUCGGCAAGAUUUGACUGUGCAGCGUAUCCGCAAUGAGCUUACUGUCAGGGUUUAUGAAACUCAUGCUCGUUAUGCAAUUGAAGUGGGGGACUUGCCCGAGUUUAAUCAGUGCCAGUCUCAGUUGAAAACCCUUUAUGCUGAAGGAAUCAAAGGAUGCCAAUUGGAAUUUGCAGCAUACAAUUUACUUUGUGUAAUCCUUCACUCUAAUAAUAACAGAGAUCUCCUGUCUGCAAUGUCAAGAUUAUCGGCUGAAGCAAGGGAAGAUGAUGCUGUGAGACACGCUCUUGCAGUCCGUGCAGCAGUAACUUCGGGGAAUUAUGUUCUAUUCUUCAGGCUAUAUAAAGUGGCUCCGAACCUCAAUACACUUCUAAUGGAUCUCUACGUGGAGAAGAUGCGUUAUACAGCUGUGAAAUGCAUUUCUCGUUCGUAUCGUCCAACUGUUCCUGUAGCAUACAUUGCUCAGGUGCUAGGCUUCAGUAGCAAUGAGAAAGAAAAUGAGGGAGUGGAGGAAUGUGUUGAAUGGUUAAAGGCUCACGGUGCAACUCUAACUAAAGAUAGCUCUGGGGAGAUGCUUCUUGAUGCAAAGGUAUCUAUGUCAAACCUGUUCAUGCCUGAACCUGAGGAUGCCGUAAGCCAUGGAGAUGCCUACCUUGCAGUUGAUGAUUUUUUUGCACGAAAUCCGGCAUAA
Oldenlandia corymbosa var. corymbosa is the source of this 3709-nucleotide messenger RNA. The record is from the annotation of a GenBank genome assembly. NCBI's taxonomy places the organism in Eukaryota, Viridiplantae, Streptophyta, Magnoliopsida, Gentianales, Rubiaceae.